UGGGGGGCCAAGUGACUUUUAAAGCAGGCUGCCUGGCUGAUGUGGCGGAUCUGAGGACUCGUCUUGUUUGACGUUGCACCAUGGAUCAAGAAAACAAAUCCGAGGAUGAGGCAGUUGGCCAGUCUGAGGAUCAUGACCAGCAACGGUUUCCGCUUGGACUCUCGGACUCCGAGGCAGUGGAGGUUCUGUGGCAGAUGCGGGCUCAGCGGAGACAGGCCAGUCCUGACCUGCCUGACACUGUGACUCGACUCACGACUCCCGAGGGCAGCGUGGUCUACCUGGUGGGCACGGCUCACUUCAGUGACAGCAGUAAGAAGGAUGUAGUGACGACCAUCCGGGCGGUGCAGCCGGACGUGGUGGUGGUGGAGCUGUGCCAGUACCGUGUGUCUAUGCUGAAGAUGGAUGAAAAAAUGCUGAUGAAGGAGGCCAAAGACAUCAACCUGGAGAAGGUGCAGCAGGCCAUCAGACAGAAUGGUGUGAUGUCAGGCCUCAUGCAGAUUCUGCUACUCAAAGUCUCUGCCCACAUCACAGAGCAACUAGGUAUGGCCCCUGGAGGAGAGUUUAGAGAAGCCUUCAGAGAGGCAGGUAAAGUCCCCUUCUGUAAGUUCCACCUUGGGGACAGACCAAUCCCAGUGACGUUCAAGCGUGCCAUCGCUGCCCUGAGCCUGUGGCAGAAAGCUCGGCUGGCCUGGGGCCUGUGCUUCCUGUCCGACCCCAUCAGCAAAGAGGACGUGGAGAAGUGUAAACAGAAGGACCUGCUGGAGCAGACCAUGUCUGAGAUGAUCGGCGAGUUUCCCGCAUUGCACCGCACCAUUGUGGCUGAGCGGGACAUCUACCUCACGCACACGCUCAGACAGGCCGCCCGCUGUGUGGAAGCACCCCCUAAUGCCCAGAAAGUGCCUGCGGUGGUGGUGGGAGUGGUGGGAAUGGGUCACGUUCCUGGUAUUGAACAGAACUGGGACCAAGAGCUCGAUAUUCAUGAGAUCAUCAGUGUGGCUCCACCCUCUCGCUUUGGUUGGGUGUUGAGGACUGUGUUGAAAGGGGCAGUGCUAACCGCUUUGGGAUAUGCCUGCUAUCGUGCUGGAGGGGGUGUGGGGAGGGUCUUACUCUCUCUACCUGCUGUCCAAUCACUGCUGGAGAAUUUGCGACCGGCCCCUGCUUGACCAAUGGCUUUUCAGCAGAGACCUUCACAGACCGGAUGUUACGCUAAACACCAGUUGCCUUAAGUACAGGAGAAAAGCAGGAGAAAGGGGUUCAGAAAUGGCUGACGCUCCUCAAAACAGAACCGGAUUUUGGGUGGUGGGCUUGGACCUGCCCCCCUGUCUUCUCUCAGCUCUUCGACCUGCCCCUUAGAUUAAAAUAAUACCCUGUCUGCUUCCAGUGUUUGGACGUGCCCCUUUUAGAUUAAAAUAAUACCCUGUCUGCUUCCAGUGUUUGGACGUGCCCCUUUUAGAUUAAAAUAAUACCCUGUCUGCUUCCAGUGUUUGGACCUGCCCCUUUUAGAUUAAAAUAAUACCGUGUCUGCUUCCAGUGCUUGGACCUGCCCCUGUCUUCUCCUAGUGCUCUCUGUUCCUGCAGGCAUGGAGUUGUACUGCCAAAGAAGUUAGUACUUCUUUCCUCUUUCUCUCUGUGAUCUCAUUUCCAUACAAUUCGGUAAAGCACAGUUACCAUUUUAGUUUUUUUGGUCUCUGUAUAUCAAAUGGUCAUGUUGAGGGACUGAAGAAUAAUGAUAUUCUUUAAUGUUGAAUGCUUCUUAAGUGAUGAGCUUGACCACAUAUCACUUUCUAGGUAGCAAGGUAAGAACUGAAUAUGCAACAUAUUUCCUUGUUCUUCUGUUAAUUAAAGACUUUACUGUAAAACUGAAUAAGCCUGACAGUGCUAGAGUAAACACUUCCUUUUUAACACUGCACCAAAUUUCCCCGUUUUAUCAUUUAAGGUAUUUAAAAUUUAAGAACGAAAGAGGCAUCACAUGUUAGAAUUGUAUUGCAAAUGGUUAGAUACUGUCUUGUUACAUUUUAUCUAAUGCAUAUGGUACUAGUAUUUCGACCAAAGUAUUUAUUUAUUUUUUUUGUAUGUGUGACAUGAUAUAGAAAUGUCUGAAGACUCCAGGCUGUCCAAUAACCUGUGAUGUAACAUCCACAUAAAUUGGGCCUAUCUGAAUGCCGAAGUGUGUGUGGUCUUGAGGGGGUAAUGGUCACAAUUAUCGAUCUGUAACUUCCAUGACCCCCUCAAACAUUGUUCUCAACCAACAUGAGAGAAAAUGCCCUGACCGUACUGUCUUGGGAAGUUCCAUGUUGCAGUUUUUCUUCUUUCCGCAUCGUUCACCACCUAAACGUGAACCAAAUGUGUCCACAUCGUUCACUACCUAAACGUGAACUAGGUGCGUCCACGUCAUUCACUACCUAAAGUUUGGAUGAAAUGAGUGGGUGGGUUUUGUCGUCUUUUUUUUUUUUUCUCUCUCUGGACAUGAGAUCAAGAACAAAUGCGCAUCCGGCAAGUGCCUCACUUCAUGUUACCUAGGAAAGGGCUAACAGAAAAUGGGUGAGAUUGAUUUGAUCUCUCUCCAUCUGAUCGUAUUAUAAUAAUAAAUGGGUAUUAUAUUAA
Messenger RNA from Electrophorus electricus (electric eel), 2604 nucleotides. RefSeq names its product TraB domain containing (gene trabd). Lineage: Eukaryota; Metazoa; Chordata; Actinopteri; Gymnotiformes; Gymnotidae. The record is from RefSeq and is a predicted model, not a curated record.